Molecule: messenger RNA, 549 nt
Organism: Prorocentrum cordatum
Lineage: Eukaryota; Dinophyceae; Prorocentrales; Prorocentraceae
Source: the annotation of a GenBank genome assembly
AUGACGUGGAUGGCUACCUGCGACCGGGGUAUGGCGGCCCUGUCGCCAAGUAAGGCCAUGUACCACUCGGACAUGCUCGUGCGCGGUUUCCUGCGCCACCUCCUGCACGGCAAAAUCCAGGUCGUCCUGGCCGGCAGCGCGGGUACCGCGAUAUUGUUGAACAAGCUCGAUGCACAGCGCGAGUGGGCUCCGAACGACAUCGAUUUCUUCGUCGCAGAGGAGAAGCACAUCGACUACGUCGCCAUGGCCUACAUUUCUGGUGUGCUGAGCCCGCUCGGGGCCGCCAGAGCCUGCACCAAGGUCAGGUGCACCGCCAGGCUCGGCUUGGCCAUCAUUGGCCUUCCUCUUCUUCAGCAGACGCUCACGGACCUGAUCCUGGAUAUUCGUCUUCUUCUCAAGCCAAGUCUGCACGUCCGAGCCCUUCGACUCAACCUGCUGCUUGACUUCACGGAGCUUGGCCUCAACCUCGCGCAGUUCCUGUAUCUCCUUCUCGGUGAUGCCCUCGAUCUGCUCGAGGCCUGCACCUUCGAGGCGGCGGCGUCGCCUGCG